Molecule: messenger RNA, 3127 nt
Organism: Phycodurus eques (leafy seadragon)
Lineage: Eukaryota; Metazoa; Chordata; Actinopteri; Syngnathiformes; Syngnathidae
Gene: ipcef1
Product: interaction protein for cytohesin exchange factors 1
Exons: 11
Coding region: 869-2155 (428 amino acids)
Source: RefSeq, a predicted model, not a curated record
GGAUGUGGGAGGAAACCGGAGUGGCCGGAGAAAACCCACGCAGCCACGGGGAGAACAUGCAAACGCCACACAGGCGGGACCGGGAUUUGAGCCAUGGACCUCAGAACUGCGAGGCAGAUGUGCUAACCAGUCGUGCACCGUGCCAAGUAGAAAUGUCUAAAAUGUCUUGUAAAUGACACACCACGCAGAAGAAUGUUGUUGUCAACCCUCCCACUGCAUGAUAAUGAAAAUCACCAAGUAUACUGUAUAAAAUGAAGCGUCAAAAUUGUGAAAAAUCCAGCUGUUCUCUCCCCUCUCGCUACACAAUUGAGUACUACAUCGUUCUUGGCAUGCGUCUCAGCAAUUAUCCUCAAACCUGCAAAUGUAUUCAGAAAUAAAUCUCUGAAUUUAGUUGACAGGGUUUUUAAGUAUGAGUUAGAACGAACUGUUUUAAAUCAGACAAUUCUUUAAAACUUUAUUUCAAAACCAGGAUUAGGCUGCUGUAUUUAAUCUGUACAAAUGCAGUAGUAAGAGUUUCCACAUUUGCUGUAAAACCUGUUACGCUCGUUGAUGCGCACAGUGAAAGCUAACGUUUUAGUCUUCAUGGGGGAAAAAAAAAAGAAAAAAAACGUAAUCAGGAAAUGUGCACACUAUGCAUUUUGUUUAUCUGUAGAGUUUGAUGUUGCGAUCAUCCCCCACUUUCUCUCCCACUGGCGUCUCAACUCGCUCAUGACACCCGGAAAGCCACAAUUUCUACUGCAGUUGUGCAACAUACACUGAAGUUUGUUUUAUUCAUUUAUUGUAAAGCUGUUAGACCACAGAGAAUACUGAUACUUGAAUUAUGAAGCGCUUUUAACAGGCUGCCUUUCCCAUAUCUGUGUCACCCUCAAUGGCUGCUGAUGAUUACAACCCUGUCUCCCUGCGACACAAGUCCAAGAAGAAGAGCCGAGGAGGCAAUGGUGCGAUGAGCAGGAGACGGGUGUCAGUCAAAGAGCUGGGUCAGCCAGACCACCAGGGUUGGUUGUACAAGAAGAAAGAGAACAAAGGCUUCCUGGGUAUCAAAUGGAAGAAGUUCUGGUUCAUCCUGAAGAAGACUGCAUUAUAUUGGUACACAAACCCGCUGGCAGAGAAAGCUGAGGGCUACAUUGACCUCACCAACUUUAUGAUUGACCGAGCCAUUGAGUGCAAGAAGAAACAUGCAUUCAAAGCCUGCCACCCACAGGUCAUGAUGUUUUAUUUUGCUGCUGAGAACCAUGAAGAAAUGAACUUGUGGUUAAAUAAGCUUGGGCUUGCCUCCAUUCAUUAUGAGCCUACAGAACAAAACACAGCAGCUGAGUGUUACAGUGAGGCUAGUGACCAUGAAGAAGCAGAAACCACAGAUAUACCUCCACCACCAUACUGUGAACAGACCCUGCGGGACUCUGUGGCUCCGUCUGAUCCUCCUGGUAGCACACAUCAGGGCACUCUCCCUCCACCAUACUCCUCUGCGGUCCCCAGUGAAGCAAACGGCUCGCAUUCCUCACCCCUCAGUACAAUGACAUCGCAGAGCUCGUCCGCCUCGUCGCUCUCCAAACAGCGUCAGUCCUGGUUGGACCUGGUCGCGCAGGUGUCUCCUGCUCCCACUAGUGAAGCACCAGUGGUGUGCUCAGUCCAGGUGCACUUGCAUCAACAUCCGCCGGACGAGGAAGAAGCGCAAGAGAGGUCGGCUCCUCUUCAGGAGGCUGAAACAGGGUCCAAUGAGGAAGGGGCAGCACAGAGGGAGACUUCAGGUGUUGUGGACAAAGGCGAUCACUCAAACAGCUCUGAUGAGAUGGAGAAGCUGUAUAUCCACCUGAAGGAGGCCAGCCUGUCGCCUAUAGGAGACCGCAAACCAUCCACCAAACGGGAAUUCAGGGCCUCCUUCGUUAAACGCUGCAAAAACCACACUGUCAAUGACAAACUGCAUCUUAUCAGGACACUGAACAGCACAUUAAAGUCGAAACAGGCAGACCUACAGGCACUAGAGCAGGUGCUGUCAGACCCACAGCUGACCUCAGUCAGGUUCAGAGAAUGGAAGGAAGCCAAUGGGCCUUUGGUGCAAGAGAUUUGUGUCCCAAAUGACCAGCAGGUGGAGUCAGAGGCCUCCCAAGAUGCGGCAUCAGCCAUUGCGUCUCCUGUGGCAGAGACCAGUUUAUAAAUGCUCCUCGUGUCUUGUGCUACUGACUUCGGUCACACACGCGCACACACUGCUGUCGAAUUUUCAAGUGAGACUACUGUGGACUUUCAAGCUUUCGUCAACUAACAAAUGGCUCUUUAAAGGAAAACUGUUUUGUUUUUAAUAUUCCUAAAUGGAAUCCGUGCAGCCAUUUUAUAACUAGAGGUUCACAUUACAAUGUGAAAUGCAUCAUAGUAUUACUUUUAGCAUUUGAUUUGUAAGAUUAGCAAACGUUUCAGGUUAUUGCUUUUACUUCCCUGGUGUUUAUGUUUCGGAAUGACGGCGUAUGUUGGUUGCAUUGCUUUCUACAAGAAAACACUUGUUUUUGUUUUGUUGUAUCUUUGAUCUGUUUAGAUGGCGUUAUAGUACUGGAUAUGUUUUAACCACUCUCAGUCUCUUAUUGGUGCUAUGCACCUUCAAUGCCUGUUACUUUUUUUUUUUUUUUUAAACAAACCGUUGAGAAGAAUCUCUUAAGAACUACAGUCUGCACGGACAGAGUAAUCGUGCGUCAUGAAUCAUGAGUUUUCACAUUUGAGAGAGUGAAAGAUUUUUGGACGGUGUAAAGCAGAACAUUUUGUUCUCCAAUGUCAUUUAAAAGGCAGUUAUUUCAUGUAAGUAUAUUGACUUGUUUUUAGUGUGUCAUAAAUUAAACAAAACCAAGCAAAUGAAACAUGUAUACAUCAUUUUAAUACCCACAAAACACUGGCAAUGGUAAACCCUUACUCAUCAAAGUAUAUUUAUCACAUUCUGUAAAACAGAUCCAAACACAGCAUUGUACUAAGUCGCAAACUACAUCAAUGACCUCAUAGAAAUCCGUUUUGUUUACACUGACUGGGGGUGCAGCAUCCUUGGUUCAUUUUUCAGAGCGUUGUGCCUCCUAAAUUGAGCCUGUGACGUAUUUCAAUGUGCACUAUGACGUUCUCUACGUGUGGUGAUCAUGUUUGCAUUCAGGCU